Acanthoscelides obtectus is the source of this 990-nucleotide messenger RNA. Lineage: Eukaryota; Metazoa; Arthropoda; Insecta; Coleoptera; Chrysomelidae. The record is from the annotation of a GenBank genome assembly.
CUUUACCUGAAGAGUUCGCUAAUGUCAUUCCUUCUGUCAUUUCUGUUAGUGUUCUGUGAUUCUUGUCAGUUGUCAACUUUGUGAUUUGUGUUACUCUUUUUGUGGCCGUAUCGAAUACGAAAAGGUUUGUUUCCAUUAAUAUUUCUACAAUCCUGUGAUAUUUACUGAAAUUUUUCGUUUUAAAACUUUACCUAAGAUUUACUUUGUUCAUUGUUCAUCGUAUUGACAAGCUAUUAUAACGCGGUUCUUUGAUUUCAGGCCACUAAAAUGGGUCGGCGACCAGCCAGAUGUUAUCGUUACUGUAAAAACAAACCAUACCCAAAAUCGCGUUUCUGUCGCGGUGUUCCCGACCCGAAGAUCCGUAUUUUCGACCUUGGUAAGAAAAAGGCGUACGUAGACGAUUUCCCUCUUUGUGUACACUUGGUGUCUGACGAAUAUGAACAGCUCAGCUCCGAAGCCCUCGAAGCAGGCCGUAUCUGUUGCAACAAAUACCUGGUCAAGAACUGCGGUAAAGAUCAGUUCCAUAUCCGUAUGAGGCUUCAUCCUUUCCAUGUUAUCAGGAUCAACAAGAUGUUGUCAUGUGCUGGAGCUGAUCGUCUCCAGACUGGUAUGAGAGGUGCCUUUGGCAAACCCCAAGGAACUGUGGCUCGUGUGCACAUCGGCCAACCCAUCAUGAGCGUUCGCAGCAGCGACAGAUUCAAGGCAGCGGUCAUUGAAGCACUGCGUCGUGCCAAGUUCAAGUUCCCCGGUCGCCAGAAGAUCUAUGUUUCCAAGAAAUGGGGCUUCACCAAGUACGAUAGGGAGCAAUAUGAAAAGCUGAAGGCUGAGGGCAGGUUAGCUCCUGAUGGCUGCAAUGUGCAGUACAGGCCUGAGCAUGGGCCGUUGGCCAACUGGAAGAAGGUCCAGGCUGACCUUGUCUCUUCUUAAGUGUUGUCUUCGAGUUUUCAAUAAAUUUAUUUAAAUAAAUUUUUUGUGUUUUGUCUUGUUCCC